Molecule: messenger RNA, 4360 nt
Organism: Megalobrama amblycephala (Wuchang bream)
Lineage: Eukaryota; Metazoa; Chordata; Actinopteri; Cypriniformes; Xenocyprididae
Gene: prtgb
Product: protogenin homolog b (Gallus gallus)
Biological process (GO): axon guidance; cell-cell adhesion
Cellular component (GO): plasma membrane; axon
Molecular function (GO): protein binding
Source: RefSeq, a predicted model, not a curated record
UGAUGAAAUCAGAGAUGAUAUAACUGGAAACAAGAGGAAAUCAUGGUCGAUAACAGGAAUAUUUAAUGAUGUGUGUGUGCUGGGCGUGUGUCACGUGUUCAGGGGGUGCGCGAGCAGCGUUAGCAGCAGCGCGAGCUUCAGUCAGUGAUCGGAUCUCUGGAGAGUCAUGACGCGCUCCGGACGCGCGCGGGUUUAACGCACGGAAUGAUUGUGAAUUAUCGAUAAAUGGGGUCCGUGAAAUGGAAAACACAUCAGCAACUGCUGAUUUUUCUCUGGGUUUUAUCGUUUUCAGGGGUUUUUGGCUUUAGUGAGUUGUCUUUCACCAUCCAGCCCAAGGAUGUGACUGCAUCUCGGGGCGAGGACGUUAUUUUGGACUGUCAGGCUCAAGGCGAGUCGCCCAUCGCUGUGCGGUGGAGGAAGAACGGCGUCCAGCUCCAGGAGAGCGGCCGCGUACGCGUCCUGUCCAAUGGAUCACUGUACAUCUCCGAUGUGAGGAGUUCAACAGAGCAAUCAGAUGAGGGCUUCUAUCAGUGCCUCGUCCAAAACAAAUACGGAGCCAUCCUGAGCCAAAGAUCCAGCCUUACAAUCUCAAAUGUCUUGUUGUUUGUGACCCAUCCUGUCCCAGUGGAGGUUACACUGGGCUCCGUGGCCCGAUUCUCCUGUGCUGUCAGUGGAUCUCCAGCGGUCAUCCGCUGGGAACUCAACCAAAGAUCUCUACCUCUGGAUUCAGACAGGUAAUCACCUGUUUUGCCAAAUGGAGUGCUGCAUAUCCGCGACGUGACAAUGAGGGAUGCUGGGAAUUAUCGCUGCUUAGCAACAUACAUGGCCAGUCGAGUCAAGAGCCGAGAGGCCGAGCUGUCCAUCAUCCCAGUGUCGGGACCCAGGCCUCUCAUGAAACCACACAUCAUAGCUGGACCUCAGAACAUCAGCGCCGGUCUGCAUCAGUCUGUGGUUCUGGAGUGUUUGGCGGAGGGCAACCCUCGGCCGCUGGUGUCCUGGAGCCGGGCCGACUCUAAACCCAUAGAUGUGUUCGGAGCCAGGGUGCUGGGAAACGGGAACCUGAUUAUCACGACCGUUAAAGCCCAGCACAGCGGCACGUACCUGUGCCGGGCGACGACACCGGGAACACGCAACUACUCCAUAGCGGCCGGAAACCUCACCGUACUCAUUCCUCCAUCUCUGGUGGAGAAGCCAGAGAGUCAGACCCGACCCAGAGCUGGUACGGCCCGUUUCAGCUGCCAGGCUGAAGGCACACCUGCGCCCCGCAUCACCUGGUUUAAGAACGGUCAGGUGAUCCACUCCAACGGACGCACCAAGAUGUACAACAGUAAACUGGUGAUAACUCAGAUCAUUCCGGAAGACGACGCCUUUUACCAGUGCCAGGCGGAGAACUCUCAAGGCUCGGUCGUGUCCACGUCCCGUCUCAUCGUGGUGCUGUCGGAGGACCGUCCCAGCGCUCCGCGCAACGUCCAUGCGGAAACCAUCUCCAGCUCGGCCAUCUUACUGGCGUGGGAGAGACCACAGUACAACGCAGAUAAAGUCAUCGCCUACUCCAUACACUACAUGAAGUCUGAGGGUCUAAACAACGAGGAGUAUCAGGCCGUGAUCGGGAACGACACGACCAGCCACAUCGUGGACGAUCUGGAGCCGGCGCGAAACUACACGUUUUAUAUUGUGGCCUACAUGCCGAUGGGCGCCAGUCGCAUGUCGGAGCAGGUCACGCAGCACACGCUGGAGGAUGUGCCCCUCCGUACUCCUGAGCUGAGCCUGACGAGUCGCAGUCCCACCGAUAUCCUGGUGUCCUGGCAGCCGCUUCCUCCCAAACUCAGCCGCGGACGCUUGUCUGCGUACCGUCUGUCCUACCGCACGGCCACCGACGAACAGGUGACCUCCGUCGAGCUGCCCGUCCCGGGUGAGAACUGCACCCAGUACCUUCUGCAGGGUCUGCAGCCCGACACCAUCUAUCUGAUCCGCAUGUCCGCGUCAACCCGUGUGGGUUGGAGCCAACCGUCCGCCUGGAACUCCCAUCGCACGCCCAAAACAUCCAGCGCCACAGUGCCUCCCGCCCCAAACCUUGAGCUUGAACCUCUCAACUGCACAUCUGUGAUAAUCCGCUGGCAUCCGGCUCCCAGUGACGCUGUCGUACAGGGAUACAAGCUCUGUUUUCACCCAGACGGCCAAUCAGAGGACUCCAUUAUCCAGCUGCCCCCUCAAGACCACCAGCACACCAUCACAGGCCUCAACCCCAGAGUGAAGUACCAUGUGAAACUGUUAGCGUUCAGUGCUAAUGGAGAUGGCUAUCAGGCCCAUCAGACGGUCAACACUCCAGGAUGUCCUUCCGCACCGAACCGGCGUUUGGCCGCCCUGCCGCCACCCGACCACAUCCACGCCAAAGCCAACAGCUCCUCGGCCGUGAGUCUGAGUUGGGGCCGUCCUGCUUUCAGUUCUGGGAAAGCAGUCAGCUAUUCCGUCCGCUACGGGCCCGUGAGUCCGUCCGACGCCAUCGCCGUACGCUACGUCCAAACCUCUGAACAAACGGUAAUGGUGGCAGGUCUCCGGCCAAACACUCGUUAUGAGUUUUCUGUUCGUCUGCAUAUGGAUCAGAUGUCCAGUCCCUGGAGCGCAAGCGUCUAUCAGAGGACUCUACUGGAAGCCCCAUUGUCUCCGCCACUGUCCGUCAGAGCGACUCUGAUCGAGGACGACACGGCGCUGGUGUCCUGGAAGCAGCCGGAUCAGCCGGAUCUGUCCGUGACGCACUACACCAUCCUGUACGCCUCUCAGAGCGCGUGGAUCGCCGGGGAAUGGCAGGUUCUCCAGAGGGAAGGUACAAACACAAUGGCUCUUCUGGAGAAGCUGGAGUCAGGUAACGUUUACCUGGUGAAGAUUUCGGCCUCCAACCAGGCGGGUGACGGUCCGUUCUCCAGCACCAUAGAGCUGCUGGUCAGGGCUAAAAUUCACCAGGGAAAAAACCCUCGACAUGCUGACAGCCACGCCGAGAAAACUGCAUUUAUCGACAGCCUGUACCACAUCGAUCAGAAGUCCAUGACGGGGAUCAUCGUUGGCGUGUGCAUCGCUCUGUCCUGCAUCAUCCUCUGCAUCUUCAUCCUCCUCACCAAGAGUGAAACACAGAAAUCUGCUUCCUCAAAGAUGAUUGGACAGGUGAGGAAUGAGGUCAUGCAUAGUGGCGCAUCAUCAGCCAAUCAGCAGCAGACGGAGAACGCAAACAUUCUGAUACCGAUGAUGAGGACACACUUUAUUGACGCCAAAGGUGGCACGAAUCUAAUAAUAAACCACGCAGGACCGAUUACGAGUGACGCUCAGAACAAACUAAACAAAUGGAGUGUUUUCAGUAACACUCAGAAGUCUAGUGGAAAUAAAAGCAAGAUUGAGGAUCCUGCUUGUCUUUAUGAGGUGGGGAAGACGGUUCUGCAUUACGAGGACGAGCAGAUCCUCUAUCGGCCUCUAGGGGAGUCGGAGAGCUCACAGACCAGCGCGGGAGACUCCGGAAACUUCUCUCACGACGAGACGGACAGAACCUCGGAUCGGUCGGACGACAGCGAGCGAAACAGACAAGAAGUGCCCGUGUGUAUCUGUGCGUGAGCGUUCAUGACAUCUACCUCCACUUCCUCUUUAACUCACCUGUCAGUCUGUGAUGUGAGUGGGCGUGGCCUGUGAUUCCAUGGCCAACAAAAACAAGUUGCACCAUUUCUUCAGGAUCAGAUCGCACCUGGAGAGAGUGUGAUCUGGAUAUUUGUGCCAAAAACCCUUUAAAUAGCUUUACUAAGUCGCAGAAUGCUCUGUUGGCUUUGACAAACUUGCACAGCCCUUUCUAAUAACUUUCCUGUUCGGAGUGAUUCCCAAAGAUGAAGGACCUGUUUCCGACCAGCUUUACCUGCUCAAGAUGAUGAAUGUGUUGAAGAACGCCUGAUGUGCUUUACCCGAACGGACGCGUGUUUUUUGUGACAGAGACAGAGUUUGUUCUGCUGUCUCUCUACCUCAUUCGCCCUCGUACGGGUUUGUGCAGCUUCUUGAUUUUAUAUUAUUGUUUUGAUAUAAACACUGAAGGUGUUUGCCGUAUAUAAUCCAAAGAGUCCAAAAUUCGAAUGAUAAUGAUGGACACUUUACAUUAAGGUUCAAUAAGUUAACAUGAACUAACAAUGAAUGAUACUUAAUUCAGUUUUUCAUUGUUUUCUAGUUAAUUAUAAGAAAUUCUGUUUUUCAAACGUGACUAAUUUCAUUGAUCUCAGACUUUUAAACCUCACCGUACAUAUUUAUUUUUAACUUGAAGAAACUAAAUAAGAUGAAAGUAACCGUUUAAGGUGCCUCAGGUUAUGAAUGCUGCUUUAUAAGUCGUCGAGUU